Zeugodacus cucurbitae (melon fly) is the source of this 1908-nucleotide messenger RNA. Its product is annotated as tigger transposable element-derived protein 6-like. Gene Ontology annotation, molecular function: DNA binding. Bases 199 to 1671 code for a protein of 490 amino acids. NCBI's taxonomy places the organism in Eukaryota, Metazoa, Arthropoda, Insecta, Diptera, Tephritidae. The record is from RefSeq and is a predicted model, not a curated record. Gene Ontology annotation, cellular component: nucleus. The transcript has 2 exons.
UAUUAUAUGAAUGUGGUUGUUUGAAUGCAAAUCGUUUAUAAGCAAAUAUCGCAUUUAUGCAAAAAAAUUUCAGCAAAAUUGAAUCGUUACGUACAAAUUUUAAUCUGUUUUAAGCAAAUUUUCCAACACUGAAACACUAAAUUUAUUCUAUCGAUUUAUCGAUUGUCAAACAUAUGAUUUUGUGUUACACUUGUUACAAUGUCGCGUCGUGUUGUGUUAACAGCGAAACAAAAAAUUGCGGUUUUAAACGAUUUAAAGACUUCCAAAGACCGAAAAACCAUUGCUGCUAAAUAUAAAGUUAGCUUAAGCACUAUAUCGCGCAUUCAAAUCCAAGAGAACAAAAUCCGCGCCAUAACAAAUCCCAAUAGGAAACGGGAUAGGAAAGGCGCACACGUGAAUUUGGACAGAACCUUGUUGUCCUGGUUUAACCAAAUCCGGUCCCAAAAUGGAAUUGUUACCGGACCUGUCUUGCUUUCUAAAGCACAGAAAUUUGCGUUAAAAUUAAACGAAAGUUAUGUGCCAGACCGUAGUUGGUUGCAGCGUUGGUGCGGGCGAAAUGCCCUUAACUUCUCCAAGAUUUACGGAGAAGCUGGCGAAAAUAACGCAACAAGUGCAGAAGUUUUCACUACUAACCGUUUGCCUCAUAUUAUUGAAAAAUUUUCGCCGGAUUGUAUAUUUAAUGCCGAUGAAACCGGGCUGUACUACAAGGCGUUGCCAAAUGGAAGUUACAAAGGCAAGUAUGAGAAUCCAAAGGGAUUCAAAACUCAAAAGCAACGCCUCACAUUUCUGUUUCUAUGCAAUGCAACCGGCACGUAUAAACGUGCAUAUUGCAUUGGAAAGUCGGCUAAACCACGGUCUUUUAAAGGAAAACAGCUACCGCUGCCAUAUUAUAAUAAUAGAAGUGCUUGGAUGACGAGUGUUAUUUGGAAAAAGAUUCUAAUAGAUCUCAAUCAAAAUCUUGAAAAAGAUAACAAGCAGAUAUGUUUGAUUGUUGAUAAUGCUCCUUGCCACAAUACAGAUGAGAAAUUCUCAAACAUUACGAUUGAAUUUUUGCCACCAAAUACAACUGCCCUUAUACAGCCACUUGAUCAAGGUAUCAUCCACUCCUUUAAAAUGGAAUAUCGACAAAUACUAAUAAAAAAACAAAUUUGUGCGUUGGAGAAGGGCUUAUCUAUAGUUGAAUUCCUGAAAUCGCUCACUAUUUUGGAUGGUAUCAAUUAUGCAAAUCGCGCUUGGAACCUUGUUAAGCAGCAAACAAUUAGUAAUUGUUUCAAAAAGGCAGGCAUUGACAACAUUCAAUUCAUUACAGAUGAGAUUGCAGCCACAGAAGGCGAAAACUAUGAAUGGUGCACACUCGAUAAUGAAUACAUUCAAUGCGAUAAUGAACUUGUCUGCUUUGGAACCAUGUCGGACGAGGAUAUUGUUGCGGACGUAUUGGCCGUCAAUCAAAAUUCUACUGAAGAUGAGGAAGUGUUCGCGCAAUCUGAGGCUUGUAUUAAACACCCCUCAACGAAAAAUGCCUUGCUAAGCUUAGAUUCGCUGCGUGACUAUUUUUGUCAUAACAAUAUAGAUCCCUUAGAGGCUUUUGAAGAUAUUGAAAAUUUAAUCCUAGAGAGUUCUGAAAAACAGAAAUGCCAGAAGAAAAUAACAGAUUUUUUAAGUAAAUCUUAACAAUUUUCAAAUUAAAUGAAUUGACUGAAGUGAAAUAUAAUUUUUAUUAAAACUGAAUAAGUUUAUAUAUUCUAUUUCUUGUGUGCUAUUUUUUGUUUACAUCGAAUUGAUUGUGUAUAUGCAUAUAUUUUGCAUAUAAGCGAAUACCGCUUGUUUGCAAUUACCGCCUGUAUGCAAAUUUUUUUUUGCAUUAUAACAAUUGCAUAUAACCGAUAUCUACUGUAUAUGCAUAUAUAU